AUGCACGCAGCCCAGGUACAGUCUUGGCCGGAAGGACCACGAUACGUCACACUCGACGAUCCGCUUACACCAUCAGACAACCAAAUCCAGCUUCGUGUCUUGGCUGCCGCCGCCCACCAAGUCGUUCGUUCCCGCGCCUCGGGAGCCCACUACUCGGCUAGAGAACUUCCCCACACCGUUGGCAUUGAUUGCGUUGCCCGAGACGAGGCCACCGGAAAGCUACAUUACUGCUUUACCCUCCAGGGAGGCACAUUCGCCGAGUACAUCAACUUCGAGAAAGAUGUCAUCUAUCCUAUCCCCAGUGAUAUCGACCCUGCGUCCUUUGCUGCUAGUGUCAAUCCGGCCAUGAGCAGCUGGAUGGCCAUCACCCAACGCACAACGAAUUUACCCAAGGACUUCAUAGCCGUUAUUGUUGGUGCUACGAGCGACAGCGGCCGCCUGGCCGUAUACUCUGCUAAAGCUUUAGGGGCAGGCAAGAUUAUCGGCAUCGCCCGGAAUGCUGCGGCCUUAGAGAAAGUCGAAGGCCUUGAUGAGCGAGUUGUGCUACAAGAUCCUAUCGCCGAGACUGACUUCUCCAAGGUACAAGGUUGCGAUGUCAUCCUCGACUACGUCUACGGAGAUGCGACGGUGCAGCUACUAUCAUCGCUGGCAAGGUCGAGGAAACCUGUCCAACACGUCCAAGUAGGCAGCCUAGCCCAGCGCACCGCUGAGAUUCCGUCUCACCUGCUCCGCUCCUUCGACUUGACUAUCCGAGGGGCCGGGGUUGGGUCCUGGAAGGUAUCAGCCCUGCAGAAGGAGCUCCAGACCCUGAUCCCGACGAUGGCCAGCUGGAAACUACUUGCAGCUCAUUCUGUGCCGCUGAAGGAUAUCGAAACGGCUUGGAAUGAUACGUCGCUGGUAGGCGAGGGUAGAGUGGUAUUUGUGCCCUAG
Hypoxylon fragiforme is the source of this 930-nucleotide messenger RNA. RefSeq lists its product as uncharacterized. The record is from RefSeq and is a predicted model, not a curated record. Bases 1 to 930 code for a protein of 309 amino acids. The transcript has a single exon. Lineage: Eukaryota; Fungi; Ascomycota; Sordariomycetes; Xylariales; Hypoxylaceae.